Xyrauchen texanus (razorback sucker) is the source of this 2736-nucleotide messenger RNA. Its product is annotated as fibroblast growth factor 13-like. Gene Ontology annotation, biological process: regulation of cell migration; cell differentiation; positive regulation of gene expression. The transcript is spliced from 5 exons. Gene Ontology annotation, molecular function: growth factor activity; fibroblast growth factor receptor binding. Bases 448 to 1188 code for a protein of 246 amino acids. The record is from RefSeq and is a predicted model, not a curated record. NCBI's taxonomy places the organism in Eukaryota, Metazoa, Chordata, Actinopteri, Cypriniformes, Catostomidae. Gene Ontology annotation, cellular component: cytoplasm.
CUCACUAACAGGUGUUUCACGCACAUGGUCGCGUGCUGUGUGCUGUGACUACUUCGUAGGAUGCUUCAAGACGUCUAUUGGAUCUUCGAGGGGACAUAUUCUUCGUUAUUAACCGAAAUAGCCAGAUAGAAGACAGAUUGAAGACAGAUGCUGUAAGACGGCAGCUGACUUGGACGUCGAUCCAUUCAAAGACUCUCAUUCUGAAGAAAAAUGCAACGAGAUGCGUGUUCCAUUACCUGCGUAACUGUGUUUUGUCUCAUAAAUAUAUAUUAAUUGUAACUCUGCGCGUGGAUCUGUCAUUCUGACUAACGAACAAUGGCGGUGACUUGUGUAUGAAGACUUGGAUGUGAACUGUCAAGUCGUAGGUUUCCUAAAUUUUGUUCUGGGGAGGUGGGGAAAAGAAUUCUGUCCUGUGAAAGUUUUGGGUGUCAUAUCGUCAAACUGGCCAUGGCUGCGGCGAUCGCUAGCUCCCUUAUUCGGCAGAAGAGGCAGGCGAGGGAGCGUGAGAAAUCAAACGCCUGCCGCUGCGUGAGCAGUCCCAAUAAAACCAAGGGACCAUGCGAGAAACCCAGUCGACUGAGUGUUUUCUCCCGAGUCAAGCUUUUCAGCUCCAAGAAGCGUAGGAGACGACGACCAGAGCCUCAGCUAAAGGGGAUCGUUACAAAGCUGUACAGUCGACAGGGCUUUCAUUUGCAGCUCCAAGCAGAUGGAACCAUCGAUGGCACUAAAGAGGAGGACAGUGGUUUCACCAUGUUUAACCUCAUCCCAGUGGGCCUGCGAGUGGUGGCCAUCCAGGGAGUUCAGACCAAACUCUAUCUGGCCAUGAACAGCGAGGGCUACCUGUAUACAUCAGAACACUUCACACCAGAGUGCAAGUUUAAGGAAUCAGUGUUUGAGAAUUACUACGUGACAUACUCCUCCAUGAUCUAUAGACAGCAGCAGUCGGGCAGGGGCUGGUACCUGGGCCUAAACAAGGAAGGAGAGAUCAUGAAGGGCAACCAUGUGAAGAAGAAUAAGCCAGCCGCACACUUCCUUCCCAAGCCAUUGAAAGUGGCCAUGUACAGAGAGCCCUCUCUGCAUGACCUGACUGAGUUCUCACGUUCUGGCAGCGGCACACCCACAAAGAGCCGGAGUGCCUCAGCUGUGUUGAAUGGAGGCAAAGCUGUGAGUCAGCACGAGUCUACGUAGCCCGGUUCUCCUGGCCCGACCCGCUACCUUACGCCUUCACCAAAACCUCUGAAUGCUUGUGACUUCACACAGACUUCGCCCUUCUCAGCGGUUCAGGACAACACAACAUGAAACACCACAUUACCAAGCUACAUUUUCCAAACUAGAGAAACGUUUGAUUGGCCUUCAUCAAAUUCAGCUCAUCUUUUUCAUUUGGAUUUUCAUUUAUAGACAUUUCUUUCACCACUAUCAUUGCAUUUGCAUACAAAACACAAAAAUUGUAGCCUUUAAUAUGAUGGGACAUUCAUUUUUAUUCACUCUCAGCCACUGGCACUAAAACGAAGUUAGCUUUACCUUCACUUCUCAUCAAGGUUCAUUUACUAGCAUCAUAUGUUCUGAUCAAGUAAUACAUUUGUUAAGCGUUCAGGGCAGUAAGUGAGGGUUUAGCUGCUUUGGUGGAUGUGGUGGAAAAAAGGCACCCCUGUCCUCUAUGCUUCCUGAGUGUGAAGUGAUAGAGAAGCCCCCUUCUCCUGUGUGGGGCAGGAGCUAGCUCUCCUGCAUUCUAGUGCACUCGCUCGGAGGGUUCACUCUCUAGCAUGGGAAUAUAAAGCCUGCAUUCUGUUCACAUGAAGAGAAGAGAAGAGUUGAGUCUCUCAAAGCUGAGAGGUCAUGACUCCGCCUUGCUUGCUAAUUGUUUGAAUUAGCUGUAAGCCUUUCUUACUUUUUCUCCCUCUUGUUCUUCCCUCAAAUAGGUGUUAAUUAAAAAAAAAAAAAAUUAUAAUAAUAAUUUUGAGGUUAAAAUAGUGUCUGGGAGAUCCAGCACAUCAAAGGGAGGGGGAGGGGUUGGGGGUUCAUUUUUUAAGAAAAUGCUUUGACUGGAGCGCUUUUUAACAUGUGAUUUGAAAGUUCUGUUCAGUUCAGUCUCCCCUUUUGUCUCUUUUGUGUCCUGUUGUCUCUUUCUAAGUUCCUUUAAUCUGUGUGCUUGUGUUUUUGCCUUACCUGUCUGUGUCUACUCUCCUUUGGUCAAUGCUGGUCACCAUUACUUGUGAUUUUGUGAGACAUGGCGGGAUUCCCAUGGGGAGUCUUUUUUGUGUAUGUAACUUAUGAUGGUGACAAUUUUAUAUAUAAACAUGCAAACAAAAAAAUGUACUGUGGAAUUUCAGUUGGUUUAAUUUCUUUAGGGUAUGUCUUGUUUGUAAAAGUGAAAAAAAAAAAUCUUCUUGUACAGGGCAUGUACAAAUCAGGUUGUGUAUAAUAAGGUCCCUUUUUGUGGGCGGCGGUAUGUAUACUUUCCCUCUGGUAACAUAACUUCAUAUAUGCUACAGGGGGCUCUUCUCUUUUCUGUUUACUUCUGGAUUUUCUUAUUUUAGGUGAACAUACAAUAUCUGUUGCAUGGGAGACUGCAGGGAGGUGAGGAAUAGAGCUGCAUGAUAUAGGCUAUGUGUAUUAAAUUCCUCAUUGGAUCAUGUGUUCCAAAUCACAAGGAUUAAACUGAAAAACAACAUGUAUGAACUGUCUGGCACUCUGCCUGGUACCUUCAAGUUGUUUCUUAUUUAUUGUGUACAUAAA